Molecule: messenger RNA, 951 nt
Organism: Ilex paraguariensis (yerba mate)
Lineage: Eukaryota; Viridiplantae; Streptophyta; Magnoliopsida; Aquifoliales; Aquifoliaceae
Source: the annotation of a GenBank genome assembly
UGGGCAGAGAAACAUUGCAGAAGCCCCUUCAAAUCAAAUCCCGUUCUCUCCUCUAAGACGUCAUUUUUUUGAUUCAAUUCAAAUUUUAGAUGGAGUUUCCUAUGACCAACAGCUUUUCUGUCAAUAAGCCUGCUUUAUUCUUCAAACCCUCCAAUCUCUCUCUACUCAAUCAACACUCUCUGCUUUCGUUAUCGCUAUUGCCUUCGCAUUUUCUUCAAACCCAUAUGAAAAAACCAAUUAUUUGUUCAAGAAACAACAGAAGGGGAUCUGAUUCUCAAAGAUCUAGAAAACUCGUGCUCAACGCUGUCCAUUUCAUCGCGUCAAAGCUCAACGUCUUACCAGAGCCGUUGGAUAUGAUGAUAAGAGAAUUUGGAGGUGGAAAUGGAGGGGGAUUCGGGUUUCGGAAGAGUUUUGGGUGGUCAGGCUUUGAUGGGUGGGGCAGGAAAAAGAAGAAAAGAUUAGAGUUCAUGGAAUUUGUCCUGUUGUGUGGUUUGGGAUUGUGGUUGAUAUUGGGGAAAGAAAUAGACGGUACUGUAUUUCUGGGGGUUCUGAGUUUAAUUUUAUUUGGGGUUUCACUUAAUGGUUCAAAGGGUGCAGUAAAUCAUUGGACUUCAGGAUUCUUUUGUUGUGCUAUUUGUGUUGGUUUGGGGUUGAAGGGACCGGAUUUGAAGACAUGGGUGAAAGCUUUUAGGCAUAGGGAAAUUGCAAGAAGAGGCAUAAGAAGAAGAAGAGCAAUGUAAGAGAAGAGCUACACUCGAGAAGAGGCAUAAGAAGAAAAAGAAGAACAAUGUAAGAGAAGAGCCACACCGAGCAAAGGUUUACAUACAUUUUUCUUGUACUAUGGUAGCAGUUCAUUUCUUUCGCAAUUUUGCAUUUUUCGCAAAAAUUUACAUACAUCUUUCGCAGUUUUGUAAUCAACUUUUUAAUCUGAUUCAAUUUUCAAAAACCUGG